UUAAUCAUUAUGCACCUGUCUCUUGGAUUUCGGAAAGAUUAUUUCCGAAAUGAGACAAGGAAAUAAAAUGCCUCCCCCUCACCCCACCCCCCCCCCGCCCACCUUGGGUGUCUAUUUAGUCUUAAGGUCCCAGCUCUCUGUUUCGUUCAAGCAAAGGAUAUGUCUUCUUUAUCUCAUCAUGAGAACAACCAGCCCUGUUUUCAAGACCCGGAACACAGGGCCGAUAAUGCUUUGUUCCCUCCCGUUUACAAACAGGUGUCUAAAGGAAAAUGUAGACCAAGAAUUUCUAUUCAUCAGAAUGAUGGAGAGAUUUUAUUUUUCAUUCUCCCGGUUAAAAACCUGUGAAUUCUAAGCAGUCUCUCCAGAAGUAAUGAAGAUUAACCUUCAUUAGGUAUUCCACUGAAUGCCAUCUAUGUUGUAAAAAUGCUUUCUGCUUCUAGACAGCAAUCCUGCAUUUGCUGACUGGGAGAACUGUCUUCUUCUAGAGGUGCCGAAAAUCCUAUUCACUCGUGACUUACACACUCUAGUGGCUUUGAACAACAACUCAAUAACGAACACGUGUGUGCCCGAGCAUAAAUUUAAGUCCCAUUUAAAAUGUCAAAACUACAAAACUUGAAACCUUCAGACUCUUGUUCUCAUCACCUAGGAUGAGCUGCUUACGUAGGAAACACUGGAUUUGAAGCCAGUCCUACAAGAACCCACUUAGGUUUUCUUCCUGUCUCUGCACGUUGCGUUCUGGGAAACCAGAGAACGGAUGCGGUGCCGUACAGAUCGCACAGAACGAGAACCUGAAAGCAGUGAAGGUAGAUGUAAGGUGUGAACACAACCCCCCCACCCCCAAGCUAGCAGGACCAUAGGAGCUGGAUUUGCAAGCUAGUUCCUUUCCAGAACUCUUGAGGCCAGGGACACCGAAGGGGUUGUGUUCUCCUCAGUGCCAUCUUUCCUUGACGUGGGGCAAAUCCUCAGCUUUGCACUUGAACAGAUUUGGUUUUCAAUCUUCAGAUUUAGAACUGUAUUAAGUGUGAUUAACAAGUAACGUGACUCAGAAAUACUGCCACGAUAUAGCCACUUAACUGACAAUCUGUGGUGUUCAGACACAGAUGGUUCCUUUGGAUCUGAGACUUGAUAUCAUAUUCAAGCCAGAUUACCUGUUCUUGUAUCUUUUUUCAGUGAAUCCAAGACCCUGCUGUACUGUCUAGCUGUGUGGGUGAGAUUGGGUGGGCUCUUGGGUGCGUAAAGGAGCAGGACGUACGGGGUGCUCACACUGGAAGGUAUGAAAUGAUUCUGCGUCUUUACCUGCACGAUCCUCAUUUCUCCUUUGUCAAAAUUAAUUUUCAGCCCAUUGACUUAAGUUUAUUUUAUUUCUUUUGUUGUUAGCAUCUGAAAUACACCAUUGCUUUGAGUUUUUUUAGCAAACUGUUUUCUACUUACUCACAUCCGUGUUAGCUCAGCUCUUGCGGAUGGUUCCUCGAGCUUUGCGGUGUUGUGACAAAUACGUGAGUAAUUAAUCUAGUUCUGAGUUUAUGCAUGUAUAAUUAAGAGGAGCACCUGAUGCCGGAUGUAUUUUGGGAGGCAGGCAAAUUUAGACGACCGUAUGGAACAGCUCAGUGCCGCCGGCCUUUUGUCAGCCCGUAAUCUGCAAGGCACGGUGUGAGACAUACAGCAGAGAGCACAAAGAUGAGGCUCUGUUUGGACUUAGGACAGGAUCCAGACUUCUUGGGCUGCCUCCCGGGAGCCCCUGCGACUUGGUUCUCCAGUGGCUCGCGGACUUUCAGGCCAGUGGCCCUUGCCGGCUCGUGCUCCCAGCUGCCCCUGCCAGUCUUCCUCUUCUGCCCCAUCUCCAAUCCCCCUCCUCCUCCCAGGGUUACAAGAGCUUCCAGAAUCUGCAUCAGGGAGUCCCAGCACAGUACGUGUCCACCCUCCUCACCACUCGGAGGCUCCCAAUACCCAAGACCGAUCAUCGUCACGACUCCUCUCUUGGUCACCGCUAUCGUCCUUAGUAAUCAGAACCGCUGCCAUCAGACUGUGUCAGAGGAAUGUAAUGAAUUUACCUACGAGUUUGCCGAAGAAACCCGAAGGCAGUCUUUUGGGGCGGUGACACCCGGCUACGAUUUCAUGGCCCGACUGAGAAGCGGAAUGGAGCGGAUUCUCCCUUCCAACGCUCAUGAGCUGGCCCACAGCCGCCUGCACGUAUCCAUCACCAACACCAAAACCAGAGAAAAUUACCUGGUGUCCAGCUUUCGCUCCAGGGAGGACCUCAUUAAGGUGCUGUUGGCCAGUAGCUUCGUGCCCAUUUACGCGGGACUGAAACCGGUGGAGUACAGAGGACAGGUGACGGUCGCUCGUAACCGGUGAAUUACCCGUGACUCCUGCAGUCCCAGACGUGGGUGGAUGGAGGCCUCACGAACAGCCUGCCCAUCCUUCCCGUCGGCCGGACAGUGACCAUCUCACCCUUCAGCGGACGCCUGGACAUCUCCCCGCAGGACAAAGGACAGCUGGAC
This is a messenger RNA of Mustela lutreola (European mink), 2501 nucleotides long. It is a transcript of the gene PNPLA4, whose product is annotated as patatin like phospholipase domain containing 4. The record is from RefSeq and is a predicted model, not a curated record. Gene Ontology annotation, cellular component: cytoplasm; membrane; lipid droplet. Gene Ontology annotation, molecular function: retinyl-palmitate esterase activity; triacylglycerol lipase activity. Lineage: Eukaryota; Metazoa; Chordata; Mammalia; Carnivora; Mustelidae. The transcript is spliced from 7 exons. The coding region runs from base 1678 to 2355 and encodes 225 amino acids. Gene Ontology annotation, biological process: triglyceride catabolic process; lipid homeostasis.